Messenger RNA from Piliocolobus tephrosceles (Ugandan red Colobus), 6682 nucleotides. It is a transcript of the gene FNDC3A, whose product is annotated as fibronectin type III domain containing 3A. The record is from RefSeq and is a predicted model, not a curated record. The transcript has 24 exons. Gene Ontology annotation, molecular function: protein binding. The coding region runs from base 893 to 4321 and encodes 1142 amino acids. NCBI's taxonomy places the organism in Eukaryota, Metazoa, Chordata, Mammalia, Primates, Cercopithecidae.
UACAUAGCACCAUAAAGUAAUGAAAGAUCUAAAAGUUCUUGUUCUUCUUUCCUGUUGUAACUGGACAUCUUUGAUCUCCUUUCUGGUCUCUACUUGUUCUUGGAUAGAGAACUCUGAACCUGCACCUGAGGCUGCCUUUUCAGAUUCAUGGAUGUGAGUAAGAAUGCCAUCUACUGAGCACCUGCACUUUAAUUUAAAUCUUAAAUUAAAAAAAAAAAAAAACGAUGAAAGUGGUAGUCUUUAUUCUCUUAAGAGGCAAAUAACAGCCUGAAACAUAAAUCUCACCUUUGAGACACAUGUCUACCAAAACUAUAUUCUAUACACAAUUAUUUGUGUAUUGUGGAUAUUCCUUAAGGAUGAUCGAGAAUUAUGUUAUACAAUGACAUUUCAGAAUGAAUCUUUUAAAUUAAUAAAUAUUAUCUCAAAUUUUAUAAAUGAAAAUUAGCGGCAGGCUACAUGAGUAAAAAAUUAGAAGAUAGCACCUGUAGUGUUAUUGAAGGUAAAGUGAACACAAAGAGAAUCAUUUACAUCAAAUAUAUAUUUCUGAAAAGUAUACUUUGAUAAGCUUUUGAAUUGGUUCAUAAGGAAGUCUGAAAGAUGGUCAAAUUCAGGGCAGCAGCAAUGGAAAUCAUGUAAUCAUUUUUUUUUCCUGUAUCAGAAACGUUCCUGCAAGCGGGAACGUUUGCUUUUUUUUCCCCUUCCCCUUUCCCGGGUCACUGCAGGUCACGUGAUGACUAUCACGUGACUCGGUCAAAGGAUCUUUUCCUCUUACAGCCUUGCAAAAGAAAAAAAAAAAAAAAAAAAAGACCGUUCUCCAAUUAAAGCUGUUAACGUGUACUACGCUGUUUCCUUGUUGGAUUUUCUUGUUCUCUGCUGCUACUGUAAAAACAAAAUGAGUGGUCCUGCUCAGGUUCCAAUGAUGUCUCCAAAUGGUUCUGUGCCUCCUAUCUAUGUGCCUCCUGGAUAUGCCCCACAGGUUAUCGAAGACAAUGGUGUUCGAAGAGUUGUCGUGGUCCCUCAGGCACCAGAGUUUCACCCUGGUGGUCACACAGUUCUCCACCGUUCUCCACAUCCUCCUCUGCCCGGUUUCAUUCCUGUCCCAACCAUGAUGCCCCCUCCACCACGUCAUAUGUACUCACCAGUGACUGGAGCUGGAGACAUGACAACACAGUAUAUGCCACAGUAUCAGUCUUCACAAGUCUAUGGAGAUGUAGAUGCUCACUCUACACAUGGAAGGUCCAACUUUAGAGAUGAACGAUCUAGUAAAACAUAUGAACGUUUGCAGAAAAAAUUGAAGGAUCGCCAAGGAACACAGAAAGAUAAAAUGAGCAGUCCACCAUCAUCACCCCAGAAAUGCCCUUCGCCCAUUAAUGAACAUAAUGGACUUAUAAAAGGACAAAAUGCUGGUGGUAUAAACACAGGAUCAGCAAAAAUCAAGUCUGGGAAGGGGAAAGGUGUUGUGCAAGUUGAUACAGAAAUUGAAGAAAAAAAUGAAGAAACUAAAGCAUUUGAAGCACUUCUUUCCAACAUUGUCAAACCAGUGGCCUCUGACAUCCAGGCAAGGACAGUAGUACUUACCUGGUCACCACCUUCCAGCCUCAUUAAUGGUGAAACAGAUGAAAGUACUGUACCAGAGCUCUAUGGUUAUGAAGUUCUGAUCUCAAGUACUGGAAAAGAUGGGAAAUACAAAAGUGUAUAUGUAGGAGAAGAAACAAAUAUCACUUUAAAUGAUCUCAAGCCAGCCACGGAUUACCAUGCAAAAGUCCAGGCAGAAUAUAAUUCUAUAAAGGGAACUCCUUCAGAAGCUGAAAUCUUUACCACCCUGAGCUGUGAACCUGAUAUACCUAAUCCACCAAGGAUAGCCAAUCGGACCAAAAAUUCACUCACUUUGCAAUGGAAGGCACCUAGUGACAAUGGUUCUAAAAUCCAAAACUUUGUAUUAGAAUGGGAUGAAGGAAAAGGAAAUGGAGAAUUUUGUCAGUGUUAUAUGGGCUCACAGAAACAAUUUAAAAUUACUAAACUGUCACCAGCAAUGGGCUGUAAAUUCAGACUAUCGGCUAGAAAUGACUAUGGUACAAGUGGUUUUAGUGAAGAAGUCUUAUAUUACACUUCAGGCUGUGCUCCUUCUAUGCCAGCAAGUCCUGUAUUAACCAAGGCUGGAAUUACUUGGUUAUCCUUACAAUGGAGUAAGCCUUCAGGAACACCAUCAGAUGAAGGAAUUUCUUACAUUUUAGAGAUGGAGGAAGAAACUUCAGGAUAUGGUUUUAAGCCUAAAUAUGACGGAGAAGAUCUUGCUUACACAGUGAAAAAUCUCAGACGUAGUACUAAGUAUAAAUUUAAGGUUAUUGCUUACAACUCAGAAGGUAAAAGUAAUCCAAGUGAAGUAGUAGAAUUUACUACUUGCCCUGAUAAACCAGGCAUACCUGUAAAGCCUUCAGUGAAAGGAAAGAUACAUUCACACAGUUUUAAAAUAACUUGGGAUCCACCAAAAGACAGUGGCGGAGCAGCCAUCAAUAAAUAUGUGGUGGAGAUGGCAGAAGGUUCUAAUGGAAACAAAUGGGAAAUGAUAUACAGUGGCGCUACCAGGGAACAUCUUUGUGAUCGACUGAAUCCAGGCUGUUUCUAUCGUUUACGAGUUUACUGCAUCAGUGAUGGAGGACAGAGUGCGGUCUCUGAAUCUUUACUUGUGCAGACUCCAGCUGUGCCUCCUGGCCCAUGCCUCCCUCCCAGAUUACAGGGUAGACCCAAAGCAAAAGAAAUACAGUUACGAUGGGGACCCCCUCUGGUUGAUGGUGGAUCACCCAUUUCCUGUUACAGUGUGGAAAUGUCUCCUAUAGAAAAAGAUGAACCUAGAGAAGUUUACCAAGGUUCUGAAGUAGAAUGUACAGUGAGCAGCCUUCUUCCUGGAAAGACAUACAGCUUCAGACUGCGUGCAGCUAACAAAAUGGGGUUUGGACCAUUUUCAGAAAAAUGUGAUAUUACUACAGCCCCUGGGCCACCAGAUCAGUGCAAGCCCCCUCAAGUGACAUGCAAAUCUGCAACUUGUGCACAAGUGAAUUGGGAGGUUCCUUUGAGUAAUGGAACAGAUGUCACUGAAUAUCGAUUGGAGUGGGGAGGAGUUGAAGGAAGUAUGCAGAUAUGUUACUGUGGGCCUGGUCUCAAUUAUGAAAUAAAAGGACUUUCACCAGCAACUACCUAUUAUUGCAGGGUCCAGGCUCUCAGUGUUGUGGGUGCAGGCCCUUUCAGUGAAGUAGUAGCCUGUGUGACUCCACCAUCAGUUCCUGGCAUUGUGACCUGUCUUCAAGAAAUAAGUGAUGAUGAGAUAGAAAAUCCCCAUUAUUCACCUUCUACAUGCCUUGCAAUAAGCUGGGAAAAGCCUUGUGAUCAUGGUUCGGAAAUCCUUUCCUACAGCAUAGACUUUGGAGAUAAACAGUCCCUAACAGUGGGAAAGGUUACAAGCUAUAUUAUCAACAAUUUGCAACCAGAUACAACAUACAGAAUACGAAUUCAAGCCUUGAAUAGCCUUGGAGCUGGUCCUUUCAGCCAUAUGAUAAAAUUAAAAACUAAGCCUCUCCCUCCUGAUCCACCUCGUCUGGAAUGUGUUGCCUUUAGCCACCAGAACCUUAAGCUGAAAUGGGGAGAAGGAACUCCAAAGACAUUGUCAACCGAUUCUAUUCAAUACCACCUUCAGAUGGAGGAUAAGAAUGGACGGUUUGUAUCCCUAUACAGAGGACCAUGCCAUACAUACAAAGUACAAAGACUUAAUGAGUCAACAUCCUAUAAAUUCUGUAUUCAAGCUUGUAAUGAAGCUGGGGAAGGUGCCCUGUCCCAAGAAUAUAUUUUCACUACUCCAAAAUCUGUCCCAGCUGCCUUGAAAGCACCCAAAAUAGAGAAAGUAAAUGAUCACAUUUGUGAAAUUACAUGGGAGUGUUUACAGCCAAUGAAAGGUGAUCCAGUUAUUUACAGUCUUCAAGUUAUGUUAGGAAAAGAUUCAGAAUUCAAACAGAUUUACAAAGGUCCCGACUCUUCCUUCCGGUAUUCCAGCCUUCAGCUGAACUGUGAAUAUCGCUUCCGUGUAUGUGCCAUUCGCCAGUGCCAAGACUCUCUGGGACACCAGGAUCUCGUAGGUCCCUACAGCACCACAGUGCUCUUCAUCUCUCAGAGGACUGAACCACCAGCCAACACCAACAGAGACACUGUGGAAAGCACAAGGACCCGACGGGCACUGAGUGACGAGCAGUGUGCUGCCGUCAUCCUUGUGCUGUUUGCUUUCUUUUCCAUUUUGAUUGCCUUUAUCAUUCAGUACUUUGUAAUCAAGUGAAAAUAUAACUUUAUUUUUUAACUCUAUUACAUUUUAUUUUGUCAUGUACUAAAAUUAUUUCUGUAUUGCUUUUAUAAAAAACAGUGGCAUUUAGCACUGGCAUUGAGACUAUAGCACAUCAUUUUUGCCAUUUUCAGUGCUUAUAUUGCUAGGUAGAGGCUGGCACUUUAUUAGAAUGCAAGCCACAAAAAUAUCAAUUUGGGUUUUUUUGUUAGGGUGGGUCUUCUUUUUUUCUUUCCCUCUCUUUUUUUUUUCUCUUUUUUAACAUGCCUUCUUAUAGAAAAACUUUCUAAGAGGCAACAAUUUAGAAUGGAUAUUUUGACCAAUCGGCAUGAGUGUAACAGUGAUAACCUGAUCUUUUUGUUUUAAAGAUUAUUACCAAGUGAAAAAUCAGAAUGAAUAGAAUUUACACUAACAUGCUAUAUAAAAUGUUAAAGUCUGAUGCUGUGAAAGCAAUCUAGUGCUAUAUUUCUACCUCCUCAUUUGUCUUAAUUAUUUGGUAAGUGGGAUUAUGAUGAAUAACUGGAGGGGCUUAGAAACAAAAACUGGAUGAAAGAGUAUGCAUGAAGUAAAGCUUCUUUGAUAAAUGUGGAGUUCUUCAUUAUAACUAUAUAUUCAUGAAUUCACAGAUAAGUACUUAAAGAAAGCACAGACAGUUUAUUUGGCCUAAAAAUAUUUUGAUGUUUACUCAAAAAGUACCUCUUCGGGUCUUGAGAACAUGGAAAAGAACUGAGUGCUUUUAAAUACUUUUUAGAAAGUAAUCAUAAAAGUAAAUUGAAUUUCAAACCUAUUUGGCUUCUAUUUUGUGAACCUUUGAACUAUAUGUACAUGUAUAAGGGUAACAAGUGUACACAUACACACGCAACAAGUGUAGAAAUAUGUAUUACACACAUACACUCACUCUGUCGGGUAUAGGCUAAUUUUGAAGAACUCCCAUAUAUUUUUGCUGCUUCUCCCAUAACUGCUGCCACCACCAUCAGAAUUCAUAAUCAAACCUAACCUUUUUGUUUGGGGCACCAAAUCUGAAGACAAAAUUAAUUUGCACCAGUAAACUUCAAGCUGCUUUCUUUCUUGAAAACUAAACGUUUAAUGUAUAAUGUCUGUUUGGAUACUGUUCCAAAUUGUUGAUUGCAUGUGGUUAAUGUUGCAUUAGAGCACUUUGCAAUUGCAUAAUUCAUUAAUGUUUUGUGAGCUUGCAUUUGUGAGUUAUUGGAUGAUCAGAUUGAAUUUUGUCAAGUAUCACAUUGUACAUCUUGCCUAGAUGUCAAUGACUGCCAGUAAUAAUACAGUUUAUAAUGAAACUAUAUACAGUUCUUGUUUUAGCACAUCUGUUAUCCGUAAAACACCUGUAACUAGCUUUUUUAAUUUAUUAUUUGAAUUUUAGGAUAGCAAAUCACUAAUUUUUAGUUGCUGAAGUUGGCAUUUUAGUGAUUAAGCACUUCUGUCAGUCUUUGAAAAAAGAACGUAUGUUUUGUGCUUUGAAGAUCUCUGAAGAAUUUCUUUUAUAAUAGAAUGGGCAUGUGUUGUAACAGUUUUAUGUCAAAUGAUCUGUGCUGUAGAAAAACAUUAACCCUUGUUCAAAAAAGAAAUGGAUAAACUUGGCCUUUCUAAGUGGUAAGAAUGACCUGUCACUAUAAUAUACUGUAUGUUUACAUUUUAUUUAAAUUUAAUCUCUUAUGUAUAGGUGAUAACCUUCCCCCAAAACAACAGUGAUUGCGAUUGUUUUCUAGAAACUUCUUUAAAGUGCCACAUUUGGCAGUACAAAUGAGUCUGAGUGUAAUAGCCCAGAGAUUUAUAUAUAGUUGAAUGUCUAAAAUGGUAAAAUGUGCCACUGUGUCAAGUGACAGUGGCUUAUGUUUUUCAUAGUAAUUCAAAUGAACCUCCUAUUUUUGAUAGUAAAUGUCAUUUAAUAGUAUACUUGCCAUUUGAGCCUCACUGCAAAAUUAGUGCAGAGGAGAAAACAAUUUUUAAUGUAAUCUUGAUUUUACCUCAUAUACUGUACAUUCCAAAAACUCUAAACUUUUUAAAGAUUAUAGAUACACUACCAAACAUAUCACCUUAAAAUUGUAUAAGGCUGAAUGAACUUCAUACAAAUGAAAAAAAGCUCAUAAAAAUACCUAAACUAUGUAGCAAAAGUAUCUUUAAAAUCCAUGGAAAAUAAAAGUUGUAUCAUUCUUUUUGAGAUAUGUUUAUUGUAUUCAUAUAUAUUCAUUAUUUGCUGCCUGUUUAAGAAAAUGAAAUGUUAUGGUCUCCCCUCUUCCAAUGAGCUUAAAACAUUUUUCCCAACAGUAUACAAAUCUUCAACAUGAGAGGAUGUAUAUUUAUUAUAUAAAGCCCAGUAAAGAAUGAAAUUAGAAGUUU